Molecule: messenger RNA, 2441 nt
Organism: Octodon degus (degu)
Lineage: Eukaryota; Metazoa; Chordata; Mammalia; Rodentia; Octodontidae
Gene: Ift38
Product: clusterin associated protein 1
Exons: 15
Coding region: 204-1472 (422 amino acids)
Biological process (GO): cilium assembly
Cellular component (GO): cilium; intraciliary transport particle B; centrosome
Source: RefSeq, a predicted model, not a curated record
GCGGACCCGGAGCUGCUGUCUGCUGUGACCCUGGUUCGUGAGGGCCGGUGCGCCAUGUCUUUCCGCGACCUCCGAAAUAUGACACUUUAAUAAGGCAUAUUAUACUGGAUUGGAUUCAAAAAAAGAGGUUCCAGUGGAGAAAAUGACUAAUUUGGCUUAUAAUAUAGUACUGAAGUUAAUUUCCUAGUUUUGAUUUCAUAGAGAUGAUGAGAGCCCUGGGGUACCCACGACAUAUUUCCAUGGAAAACUUCCGCACACCUAACUUUGGACUUGUAUCUGAAGUGCUUCUCUGGCUUGUGAAAAGGUAUGAGCCUCAGACUGACAUCCCUUCUGAUGUUGAGACGGAACAGGACCGAGUUUUCUUCAUUAAGGCAGUAGCCCAGUUCAUGGCCACAAAGGCACAUAUAAAACUCAAUACUAAGAAGCUUUACCAAGCAGAUGGGUAUGCGGUGAAAGAGCUGCUGAAGAUCACGUCCGUCCUUUAUAAUGCUAUGAAGACCAAAGGGAUGGAGGGCUCUAAAGUAGGAGAGGAAGAUAUCAGCAAGUUCAAGUUUGACCUUAGCUCCAAGAUUGCAGAUUUGAAAGCAGCCAGGCAGCUUGCUUCUGAAAUCACCUCCAAAGGAGCAUUUCUGUAUGACUUGCUGGGAAAGGAAGUGGAGUUGAGGGAACUGAGAACAGAAGCAAUUGCCAGACCUCUGGAAAUAAAUGAGACCGAAAAGGUGAUGAGAAUUGCAGUAAAAGAGAUUUUGUUACAGGUUCAGAAGACCAAGGACCUGCUCAAUAAUGUGGCCUCUGAUGAAGCCAACUUAGAAGCCAAAAUUGAAAAGCGAAAAUUAGAACUGGAAAGAAACCGGAAGCGACUCCAGACUCUGCAGAGUGUUAGGCCAGCCUUUAUGGAUGAAUAUGAGAAGAUUGAAGAGGAAUUGCAAAAGCAGUAUGACAUAUACCUAGAGAAGUUUCGAAAUUUGACUUACCUGGAACAACAACUUGAGGACCAUCACCGGAUGGAGCAAGAGAGGUUUGAAGAAGCUGAAAAUACUCUCCGCCUAAUGCAGAACAAACUGAAGGAAGAGGAAAAGCGUCUUCUUAAGAGUGGAAGUAAUGACGACUCAGAGAUAGACAUCCCAGAGGACGAUGAAUCUGAUAGUGAGCUGGAGGAGAGACAGCUCUCCAAGCCGCGGACAGCCAUGGAGGUGCUCAUGCAAGGAAGACCCAGCAAGCACAUUGUGGGCACAAUGCAAGGUGGAGACUCCGAUGACGAGUUGGAAGCAGCUCCACCUCUCUUAGGUAAAUGCAAGACUCCCAACUCCAGGAAACAGGAAAACUCAGAGGACAGUGAAAUUGACCUGGAGGAUGAUGAAGAUGAUGAUGAUGAUGAUCUGGAGGACGAGAGCAUUGCUGUCUCACCUGCUAAGCCCAGUCGACGGGUCCAGAAACCUGAGCCUCUGGAUGAAAGUGACAAUGACUUCUGACUUCUUACCAAAGGACCCAGGCAGAUUAAAAACCCCAGAUUUAUAGGUGAACAGGAAAUUAGAAGGCUUGGAAGGUGGACAAGUACUCUGUUCCAUAAGCUACCUGGGCUGAUUGAUUAUUACCAAAGCAGGGCUGCUUCCUGUUUUAUUCUUCUGUGUUUAUACCAUCCAUGUUCCCUGAGCCCUAAAUGAGAACCAAAAUCAUAAGAUGAUUUUCUUUUUCCUUCUUUGUGUCUUAGAACUUUGGAAAUGCCUGUUUUUAAUAAAUCAAAUCCACAGGACAAAAACUCAAGAAAUAUAGGCUGUCGUCAUGUGAGUCUUCACUGCUGCUGCACACUGACAGCCUGGGCCCUGAAACAUGGCACAGGGCUCAGUUUAGGAAUCCUAGGGAAACAUCUGGCUGUUAAUCAGUUUCCCAAUUGAGAACUUUUAUUAUACUUAGACUUUUAAUUCUAGCCUUUAUUCCAUUUUAUAGUCUUCUUUUCCUCUGCGUGUGCACAAUACCAAGCAUUAGUUACAUUUUAAUAACUAAGAUGUUGUGAAAAAUUAGCUAAAUUAGAUGAAAAUCAGCUUUUCUUGGAAAUCAGGGAAGAGAGAGGGGUUCCAGGUCGUGAAGGCAGAUGCUCCUCUAGGGGUUCAGAAUCACCUUAGAGUGAAGCCACCUGCGUGUUUUGCCUGAUGCCAAAUUCUUGCCCCUGUGACAGCCAGGAUGUCCUUCCACAGUCCUUUGUCCACACACAUGGGUGGAUGCAAGUUUCCUUCAUCUGGCUGCCCUCUUAGAGGAGGCUAGCCCCAUGGAAGUACAGUGCAGGUUCAUGUUUCUGAUUUUAAAAAGCCAAAACUAAAUUAGAGCAGCACAGAAGAAUUUCCCUGCUGUGAAAUGAAGAGCGCAGGUUGACCUGGCUUUACAGUAAAAACAUGAAACAGAUUUUCAUUUAUUUUGCAGUUAUUAAGUCAGAGGAUUUCUAA